Cygnus atratus (black swan) is the source of this 1815-nucleotide messenger RNA. It is a transcript of the gene ZNF385B, whose product is annotated as zinc finger protein 385B. The transcript is spliced from 8 exons. Gene Ontology annotation, molecular function: zinc ion binding; nucleic acid binding. Bases 150 to 1256 code for a protein of 368 amino acids. Gene Ontology annotation, cellular component: nucleus. The record is from RefSeq and is a predicted model, not a curated record. NCBI's taxonomy places the organism in Eukaryota, Metazoa, Chordata, Aves, Anseriformes, Anatidae.
AUUACAAAUGCACCAUGUUGAAAUGAAAGGAUUAUUUAUUUCUGAGUCUCAUGCUGUGUGUAUGUUUAAAUGCUGCGGUGGAGGUGGACUGUAGCCCUGGGUACUAAGGCACUACUACACUUCCCACCCUUGUGCGCACACCUGCCUUGAUGAUGCAGCCUUCCCUGGAUAUCAAACCCUUUAUGCCCUUCUCUGUGGACAGCAGCUCUGCUGUUGGAUUCUUCCCAAAUUUUAACACAAUGGAUCCUGUGCAAAAAGCAGUCAUAAACCAUACCUUUGGAGUGUCCGUUCCCCCAAAGAAGAAACAAGUCAUUUCCUGUAAUGUCUGCCAGCUUCGCUUUAACUCUGAUAGCCAGGCCGAGGCCCACUACAAAGGAAGUAAACAUGCCAAGAAGGUCAAAGCACUAGAGGCAACGAAAAAUAAACCAAAAGUUGGGUCUUCCAAGGACAGCGCAAAGGCUAACACAAGCUGCUCUACGCCAGUCACAGCCAACAUCUCUGACAAAUCAGAAGACAAAGGGAAAGCAAAACCCAAUAGUGCAAGUCAGAAUUCCAGUACAGAAGUGGGUGCUUUUCUUCCAAAGCCUGGAGUGGCAGCAGCGGCACCUGUAACACCUGCGUCAUCCUCCAAGAGCACAAAUGGGGCUCCUAGCACAGUGUCUGAGUCAGAAGAGGAAAAGGCCAAAAAACUACUUUACUGUUCAUUAUGCAAAGUGGCUGUAAAUUCCCUGUCACAACUAGAAGCGCACAAUACAGGCUCCAAGCACAAGACAAUGGUUGAGGCUCGAAAUGGUGCUGGCCCCAUUAAGUCUUACCCUAGACCUGGAUCCCGGCUGAAGGUUCAGAAUGGCAAUAAAGGCUCAGGACUGCAGAACAAGACAUUUCAUUGUGAAAUCUGCGAUGUCCAUGUUAAUUCAGAAAUUCAACUUAAGCAGCACAUUUCCAGCCGAAGGCAUAAGGACAGAGUUGCAGGAAAGCCCAUGAAACCUAAAUAUAGUCCUUACAACAAACUGCAGCGCAGCCCAAGUAUUUUAGCAGCAAAACUUGCAUUCCAGAAGGACAUGAUCAAGCCUCUGGCACCUGCAUUUCUUUCCUCUCCGCUGGCGGCGGCUGCGGCAGUGUCAUCCGCUCUGUCCCUCCCUCCCCGUCCCUCCGCUUCCCUCUUCCAGGCACCGGCGAUACCCCCAGCUCUCCUCCGGCCGGGCCACGGUCCCAUCCGUGCAACACCUGCCUCGAUACUUUUUGCACCGUACUGAUUUGAUCGACGUAAACAGGAGAUAGCUAUGGCCAGUAGAAAGGGUGAAAGAAAAGCGAGCAAGGGGUCUUUCUCUUUUGAAAUGCCAUUUGGCGUGACACCUCAACCAACCGCACCAUAAAAGUCAUCACUGAUGGUACUGCAUUUGGAGUCUAGACAGCUCUCUUUCUCAGUCUCUCUCUCUCUCUUUUAAUCCAAAUAGACAGUGAUUUACUAAAAAUUUAAAUGCUCAUAAAAUUAUAUCAUUAAAGAUUCAUGUAUCUAUUAAUUAUUAUUUUUUGCAAUGUGUAUGACGCACCUUGGAAACAAGGAACGUAAAAUAUUUUCCUGGCAGACUUGAAAACUAGGGUCUUCCUCACUCACACUUAUGUAAAUAGCUCUCUGGAAACCAAUGGGAUAUAAUCUAGCGUGGAAAAAGAUAGAUCAGCCAAGUGCUUGAUCGUGGGUAACAUCUCAAAAACGAACUGUGUCCUUUUCUUUUCAAUGUGCUCUUGUUGACAGGGAUUGUAUACUGUCCUAGGCCCCAGUACUGGUGUAUCUUGUGUAGUACUAAAGAUGUA